AUGCCGUGUAAACUGACCAUAGACACUGCAGCCUCUCGUACGGUUGUUAGUUCCCAACUUAUAAGUCAGUUCCUUGGGGACUCCGCAUACAACCUAGAACGCAAUAAUUUGGUAACAGCCACCGGUCAGCGUAUACCCGUCCGUGGAGAGAAGGAGAUGGAGUUGAAGCUAGGCAACGUGAUCUACCUGCAUAAUGUCAUCGUGGCUGAUAUAAUGGACGACUGCAUCCUAGGCUUAGACUUUAUGAGGAAUAAUUGUUGCGAGAUCGACGUUAAGCAAGGUGUUUUGAAAUGUGGACAGGAGGAACUCUUUAUGGAAGCUGCGUUACCAGGGAACGUGUACAGGAUCAAGAAGAUUGUUCUUCCGCCGAGAUCGGAAACGAUUGUUCCGGUUAGUCUUCCUCGAAACGCUGGGCAAGCUCACCGUUGUGUACUUGUGGAGAGGGUAAACAAUGACCUUCCAUGGAAAGUAGCUCGAACCUUGGUCAGGACCACUGACAUCUCAGGAGUACGUGUGCUGAACCUUUGCGACCGGGAACAGAUUAUAGAAAAAGGCACACUGGUUGGUACUUGUGAGGAAGUGGAUUGGUUACGUCAGUGCCAAUAUAUAUCGAGUGGGACCCCCAGCAAGGAUUCAGAAACGAGAGUGACCACACUUUUGGAAGACUGUCGCAGUGUUCUGUCCCCGAACGAAUUGGUCAAGGUGAAGAAGUUGUUACUCGAGUACGCCGAUGUAUUCUCAUCAAACGAUGCUGACAUAGGAAAGACUGGUUUAGUUCAACACAAAAUAAACACAGGUGAAGAGUUGCCUAUCCGUCAGCGGCCAAGACGAUUGCCGGUAGCACGUGAAAAGGAAGUGGAAACCAUGAUUAAGGGAAUGGUGAAGGAUGGUGUUAUUGAACCUUCAUCUAUUCCAUGGUGUUCACCCGUGGUACUGGUAAAGAAGAAGGAUGGCAGCUUGCGGUUUUUUGUUGACUAUCGCCGUCUGAACGACGUUACUAAGAAGGAUAGCUAUCCCUUGCCAAGAAUUGAAGACACGCUGGACAUGCUUACAGGAGUAAAGUGGUUUAGCACGCUGGACCUAAAAAGUGGCUACUGGCAAGUUGAAAUUGACCCUAAGGACAAGGAGAAAACUGCGUUCUCGACGGGAAAGGGAACACCUUCAAAACUUGGAACGCGUGCUCAUGAAGAUUAA
This is a messenger RNA of Parnassius apollo (apollo), 1194 nucleotides long. The record is from the annotation of a GenBank genome assembly. NCBI's taxonomy places the organism in Eukaryota, Metazoa, Arthropoda, Insecta, Lepidoptera, Papilionidae.